Messenger RNA from Perca flavescens (yellow perch), 2542 nucleotides. It is a transcript of the gene nrros, whose product is annotated as negative regulator of reactive oxygen species. The transcript has 3 exons. Gene Ontology annotation, molecular function: protein binding. The record is from RefSeq and is a predicted model, not a curated record. NCBI's taxonomy places the organism in Eukaryota, Metazoa, Chordata, Actinopteri, Perciformes, Percidae. Bases 250 to 2313 code for a protein of 687 amino acids.
UCCUGUGGCCCCGGCCUUGAGAACCUCUUUCUGAUUGCAGCUUGUCCAUGUGACUUUGGUUUCCGUUGCUUGCCUGCUUCCGUGAAUAGUAAAAAAGAAGCAUCAGUGCUUCAGUCGGAGCAGAGGAAGGCAGCUGAACCUCAGAGAACACACUCUGCAACAGCCAGUCAACUAGCGAUAUGGUCAGGGGAUCAACCGUCAGUGGCUUGGGAAAUCCACACCUAACCACCAGCCAGUGAGGAUGUUAAAAUGCCAGUCCACGGCCUCACUCCCAUCCUGCUUUGCUUGUUAACCAUGUGGAGAAUCCUGACGCCGGUCUCAAGUCAUCCACAACACAACCCAUGCCAGCUGAUACAAAGAUCGGCUCUCUGCAACAAUCGCAACCUUUCCGCUGUGCCUGAAAGACAGCCAGGCAACCUAGAGGAGUUUCAGCUCAACUACAAUCACAUUCAAACACUACGGGACAACUCUCUCCUCCGUUACCCCUCAUUAAACACCUUGAGCUUAGCUUGUAAUAGUUUGGAGAAAUUAGAAUCAAACACUUUUCAAGGCACCAAAUUGUUAGAAAACCUCAAUUUAGCAAAUAACAAUCUUCAUAUUGGGUACCAAGAAACCAGCCUCGCAUUAAAGACUCUUGCCAAGCUCAGAGCUUUGGAUCUCUCCGAGAAUGAGCUUGAUGACGAAAUGGUGGCCACUCUUCUCCAAAAUCUGACGUCCCUAGAGUACCUCAAUCUUUCCGGAAACUUCAUGCAGAGACUGGAUGAGACCUCGUUCAGAGAUCUUUACCAACUCAAAGAACUCAACCUACAGAGAAAUAUGAUGUACGAGCUCGAUGGUGCCUUUGACAGCAAUCCCAAGCUCCAGCGGCUCAACUUGGCCUUCAACUAUCUGCAUUGCCUGACAGAUUUCCACAUGACCGAGCUGGUGGUCCUCAACGCUAGCCACAACUUCAUCGAGUGGUUCAUCUCCAGACAAGACCUUAAUGACACCUUCCAGCUAGAGACACUCGAUCUAUCAGAUAACAAACUGCUCUUCUUUCCUUUCUUGCCCAACCACAGCCACUUGCGGAAUCUUUACCUAUCCCACAACAGCAUUAGCUUUUACCAACACUUGGCAGACAACAACAGCACAUUCCCAAACUCAACUUCAACUGUUGAGUUCUACAAUAUGCAGAAGAACACAGGCAAUGUGACGGCUCAGCUGUGGGACGAGAGCCUACACGGUGACAUCUCCUCUCUAGAGAUUUUGGAUCUAAGAGGAAAUCAGGUGGAAUACUUUCCUCAAGGUUUCAUCCAGAAAAUGCCUGUCCUGUCUCGACUACAAAUGUACACGAACUGUCUGGAAACCUUAAAUCUAACGUCGGAACAGUUCUCUGGCAGCCUGUACGAGUUGGACAUUAGCAAUAACAGGCUGAACCAGAUCGUAGCAGAUGGAGGUACGCUGACCACUCUUAGCAAUCUGACGUACUUUAACCUUAGCCUGAACAAUCUUGGGCGGUUACCGUCAGGAUUAUUUUCCUCAUUGCCAAACCUCAGGUCAGUGGAUCUCAGUUAUAACAAUGUUGACAUUUGCCUUCCUGAGGAACCUAAGACCAGUACAGACACUAGCUCAGCUUGCGCAUAUUGGAACAAUGUUGUAUCCCUGAAACAGCUUUACCUCAAGGGAUGCAACCUCAAAAUAAUUCCAUCGUCUACAUUCUCUGGGUUGUCUCUAACGCACUUGGAACUGUCCGACAACCCCGGACUCAUUGUCCAAGAAUCAAUACAAAGUCUCGGCAGAACGUUACAGCAUCUAGGUUUAGGAAAUACUCAGAUACAAGACUUUGACUUCUCCCAUUUCCAAGCUCUGAAGUCUUUAAACAUUUCAAGGAACUCCCUUGCCCAUCUUCCUUCUUCACUUCUAAAUCUUGACCUGAAAGUGCUGGAUUUGCGGGACAACAGACUGUCCACUAUUUCCUCAGGUCAGGCUAACGCAUUAGCCCCGAAACUGCACACUGUUUUCCUCACAGGAAAUCCGUUUAACUGCUGCCAGACUGAAUGGUUCAGGACAUUUGAAACAACAAAGACGAUCAAUAUGGUCGGACAAUCGGACAUUGAAUGUGAGGAUCUCAUCCAAACAAGACACAGAGUGGAGCACUUCCAGCAAUUAUUGUGUUUGGUGAAAGGUGUUGAAUCUAUAAUCUGGUACAUUCUGCUUUUCGUACCCAUCUGUCUUUCUUUUGUGGGCAUUUCAAUUAUUGUUCUCCUCACCUUCAAGCCCAAAAUGCUACAAAAGUCAAUCAAAAAGAAGUGUUUGAAGCCCACAUCUUACUGAAACUUUCUAAACCCACAACCAAACCAUAUUUUGUAAAGUAUAUCAUUAAGAAAUGUAAUUGAAUGUAGGGCUGGGCGAUAUAGGUCAUUUCAUAUCUCUAUAACAAGAUAAAUCACGAUAUAGCAUGUUUUCUGGUAAUUUCAUGAAGAGUCUGUACAAAAUAACCACAUGGUAAAGCCUAUUUUUGUAUACUCCUGUGUGAAUUAAAUACUUGACAAAUGAGAAAACA